ACGCCUAGACAGAGCUGCGGGCGGGGCAGGCCGCGCUCAGCAGGAGGGGCGGGAGCCGAGUGCGCCCGAGGACCCGGCCGGAAGGCUUGCGCCAGCUCAGGAUGAGGACAGGCUGGGCGACCCCUCGCCGCCCGGCGGGGCUCCUCAUGCUGCUCUUCUGGUUCUUCGAUCUCGCGGAGGCCUCUGGCCGCGCAGCUAAUGACCCCUUCACCAUCGUCCAUGGAAAUACGGGCAAGUGCAUCAAGCCAGUGUAUGGCUGGAUAGUAGCAGACGACUGUGAUGAAACUGAGGACAAGUUAUGGAAGUGGGUGUCCCAGCAUCGGCUCUUUCAUUUGCACUCCCAAAAGUGCCUUGGCCUCGAUAUUACCAAAUCGGUAAAUGAGGUGAGAAUGUUCAGCUGUGACUCCAGUGCCAUGCUGUGGUGGAAGUGUGAGCACCACUCUCUGUACGGAGCUGCCCGGUACCGGCUGGCUCUGAAGAAUGGACAUGCCGUAGCAAUCUCAAAUGCAUCUGAUGUCUGGAAGAAAGGAGGCUCAGAGGAAAGCCUUUGUGACCAGCCUUAUCAUGAGAUCUAUACCAGAGAUGGGAACUCUUAUGGGAGACCUUGUGAAUUUCCAUUCUUAAUUGAUGGGACCUGGCAUCACGAUUGCAUUCUUGAUGAAGAUCAUAGUGGGCCAUGGUGUGCCACCACCUUAAAUUAUGAAUAUGACCGAAAGUGGGGCAUCUGCUUAAAGCCUGAAAACGGUUGUGAAGAUAAUUGGGAAAAGAACGAGCAGUUUGGAAGUUGCUACCAAUUUAAUACUCAGACGGCUCUUUCUUGGAAAGAAGCUUAUGUUUCAUGUCAGAAUCAAGGAGCUGAUUUACUAAGCAUCAACAGUGCUGCUGAAUUAACUUACCUUAAAGAAAAAGAAGGCAUUGCUAAGAUUUUCUGGAUUGGUUUAAAUCAGCUAUACUCUGCUAGAGGCUGGGAAUGGUCAGACCACAAACCAUUAAACUUUCUCAACUGGGAUCCAGACAGGCCCAGUGCACCUACUAUAGGUGGCUCCAGCUGUGCAAGAAUGGAUGCUGAGUCUGGUCUGUGGCAGAGCUUUUCCUGUGAAGCUCAACUGCCCUAUGUCUGCAGGAAACCAUUAAAUAAUACAGUGGAGUUAACAGAUGUCUGGACAUACUCAGAUACCCGCUGUGAUGCAGGCUGGCUGCCAAAUAAUGGAUUUUGCUAUCUGCUGGUAAAUGAAAGUAAUUCCUGGGAUAAGGCACAUGCGAAAUGCAAAGCCUUCAGUAGUGACCUAAUCAGCAUUCAUUCUCUAGCAGAUGUGGAGAUGGUUGUCACAAAACUCCAUAAUGAGGAUAUCAAAGAAGAAGCGUGGAUAGGCCUUAAGAACAUAAACAUACCAACUUUAUUUCAGUGGUCAGAUGGUACUGAAGUUACUCUAACAUAUUGGGAUGAGAAUGAGCCAAAUGUUCCCUACAAUAAGACGCCCAACUGUGUUUCCUACUUAGGAGAGCUGGGUCAGUGGAAAGUCCAAUCAUGUGAGGAGAAACUAAAAUAUGUAUGCAAGAGAAAGGGAGAAAAACUGAAUGACGCAAGUUCUGAUAAGACGUGUCCUCCAGAUGAGGGCUGGAAGAGACAUGGAGAAACCUGUUACAAGAUUUAUGAGGAUGAGGUCCCUUUUGGAACAAACUGCAAUCUGACUAUCACUAGCAGAUUUGAGCAAGAAUACCUGAAUGAUUUGAUGAAAAAGUAUGAUAAAUCUCUAAGAAAAUACUUCUGGACUGGCCUGAGAGAUGUAGAUUCUCGUGGAGAGUAUAAUUGGGCAACUGUUGGUGGAAGAAGGCGGGCUGUAACCUUUUCCAACUGGAAUUUUCUUGAGCCAGCUUCCCCGGGCGGCUGCGUGGCUAUGUCUACUGGAAAGUCUAUUGGAAAGUGGGAGGUGAAGGACUGCAGAAGCUUCAAAGCACUUUCAAUUUGCAAGAAAAUGAGUGGACCCCUUGAGCCUGAAGAAGCAGCCCCUAAGCCUGAUGACCCCUGUCCUGAAGGCUGGCAGAGUUUCCCCGCAAGUCUUUCUUGUUAUAAGGUAUUCCAUGCAGAAAGAAUUGUAAGAAAGAGGAACUGGGAAGAAGCUGAACGAUUCUGCCAAGCCCUUGGAGCACACCUUUCUAGCUUCAGCCAUGUGGAUGAAAUAAAGGAAUUUCUUCACUUUUUAACGGACCAGUUCAGUGGCCAGCAUUGGCUGUGGAUUGGUUUGAAUAAAAGGAGCCCAGAUUUACAAGGAUCCUGGCAAUGGAGUGAUCGUACACCAGUGUCUACUAUUAUCAUGCCAAAUGAGUUUCAGCAGGAUUAUGACAUCAGAGACUGUGCUGCUGUCAAGGUAUUUCAUAGGCCAUGGCGAAGAGGCUGGCAUUUCUAUGAUGAUAGAGAAUUUAUUUAUUUGAGGCCUUUUGCCUGUGAUACAAAACUUGAAUGGGUGUGCCAAAUUCCAAAAGGCCGUACUCCAAAAACACCAGACUGGUACAAUCCAGAGCGUGCUGGAAUUCAUGGACCUCCACUUAUAAUUGAAGGAAGUGAAUAUUGGUUUGUUGCUGAUCUUCACCUAAACUAUGAAGAAGCCGUCCUGUACUGUGCCAGCAAUCACAGCUUUCUUGCGACUAUAACAUCUUUUGUGGGACUAAAAGCCAUCAAAAACAAAAUAGCAAAUAUAUCUGGUGAUGGACAGAAGUGGUGGAUAACAAUUAGCGAGUGGCCAAUAGAUGAUCAUUUUACAUACUCACGAUAUCCAUGGCACCGCUUUCCUGUGACAUUUGGAGAGGAAUGCUUGUACAUGUCUGCCAAGACUUGGCUUAUCGACUUAGGUAAACCAACAGACUGUAGUACCAAGUUGCCCUUCAUCUGUGAAAAAUACAAUGUUUCUUCGUUAGAGAAAUACAGCCCAGAUUCUGCAGCUAAAGUGCAAUGUUCUGAGCAAUGGAUUCCUUUUCAGAAUAAGUGUUUUCUAAAGAUCAAACCCGUGUCUCUCACAUUUUCUCAAGCAAGCGAUACCUGUCACUCCUAUGGUGGCACCCUUCCUUCAGUGUCGAGCCAGAUUGAACAAGACUUUAUUACAUCCUUGCUUCCGGAUAUGGAAGCUACUUUAUGGAUUGGUUUGCGCUGGACUGCCUAUGAAAGGAUAAACAAAUGGACGGAUAACAGAGAGCUGACGUACAGUAACUUUCACCCAUUAUUGGUUAGUAGGAGGCUGAGAAUACCAGAAAAUUUUUUUGAGGAAGAGUCUCGCUACCACUGUGCCCUAAUACUCAACCUCCAAAAAUCACCGUUUACUGGGACGUGGAAUUUUACAUCCUGCAGUGAACGCCACUUUGUGUCUCUCUGUCAGAAAUAUUCAGAAGUUAAAAGCAGACAGACAUUGCAGAAUGCUUCAGAAACUGUAAAGUAUCUAAAUAAUCUGUACAAAAUAAUCCCAAAGACUCUGACUUGGCACAGUGCUAAAAGGGAGUGUCUGAAAAGUAACAUGCAGCUGGUGAGCAUCACGGACCCUUACCAGCAGGCAUUCCUCAGUGUGCAGGCGCUCCUUCACAACUCUUCCUUAUGGAUCGGACUCUUCAGUCAAGAUGAUGAACUCAACUUUGGUUGGUCAGAUGGGAAACAUCUUCAUUUUAGUCGCUGGGCUGAAACUAAUGGGCAACUUGAAGACUGUGUAGUAUUAGACACUGAUGGAUUCUGGAAAACAGUUGAUUGCAAUGACAAUCAACCAGGUGCUAUUUGCUACUAUUCAGGAAAUGAGACUGAAAAAGAGGUCAAACCGGUUGACAGUGUUAAAUGUCCAUCUCCUGUUCUAAAUACUCCGUGGAUACCAUUUCAGAACUGUUGCUACAAUUUCAUAAUAACAAAGAAUAGGCAUAUGGCAACAACACAGGAUGAAGUUCAUACUAAAUGCCAGAAACUGAAUCCAAAAUCACAUAUUCUGAGUAUUCGAGAUGAAAAGGAGAAUAACUUUGUUCUUGAGCAACUGCUGUACUUCAAUUAUAUGGCUUCAUGGGUCAUGUUAGGAAUAACUUAUGGAAAUAAUUCUCUUAUGUGGUUUGAUAAGACCCCACUGUCAUAUACACAUUGGAGAGCAGGAAGACCAACUAUAAAAAAUGAGAAGUUUUUGGCUGGUUUAAGUACUGACGGCUUCUGGGAUAUUCAAACCUUUAAAGUUAUUGAAGAAACACUUUAUUUUCACCAGCACAGCAUUCUUGCUUGUAAAAUUGAAAUGGUUGACUACAAAGAAGAAUAUAAUACUACACUGCCACAGUUUAUGCCAUAUGAAGAUGGUAUUUACAGUGUUAUUCAAAAAAAGGUAACAUGGUAUGAAGCGUUAAACAUGUGUUCUCAAAGUGGAGGUCACUUGGCAAGCGUUCACAACAAAAAUGGCCAGCUCUUUCUGGAAGAUAUUGUAAAACGUGAUGGAUUUCCACUAUGGGUUGGGCUCUCAAGUCAUGAUGGAAGUGAAUCAAGUUUUGAAUGGUCUGAUGGUAGUACAUUUGACUAUAUCCCAUGGAAAGGCCAAACAUCUCCUGGAAAUUGUGUUCUCUUGGAUCCAAAAGGAACUUGGAAACAUGAAAAAUGCAACUCUGUUAAGGAUGGUGCUAUUUGUUAUAAACCUACAAAAUCUAAAAAGCUGUCCCGUCUUACAUAUUCAUCAAGAUGUCCAGCAGCAAAAGAGAAUGGGUCACGGUGGAUCCAGUACAAGGGUCACUGUUACAAGUCUGAUCAGGCAUUGCACAGUUUUUCAGAGGCCAAAAAAUUGUGUUCAAAACAUGAUCACUCUGCAACUAUCGUUUCCAUAAAAGAUGAAGAUGAGAAUAAAUUUGUGAGCAGACUGAUGAGGGAAAAUAAUAACAUUACCAUGAGAGUUUGGCUUGGAUUAUCUCAACGUUCUGUUGACCAGUCUUGGAGUUGGUUAGAUGGAUCAGAAGUGACAUUUGUCAAAUGGGAAAAUAAAAGUAAGAGUGGUGUUGGAAAAUGUAGCAUGUUGAUAGCUUCAAAUGAAACUUGGAAAAAAGUUGAAUGUGAACAUGGUUUUGGAAGAGUUGUCUGCAAAGUGCCUCUGGGCCCUGAUUACACAGCAAUAGCUAUCAUAGUUGCCACACUAAGUAUCUUAGUUCUCAUGGGCGGACUGAUUUGGUUCCUCUUCCAAAGGCACCGUUUGCAUCUGGCGGGUUUCUCAUCAGUUCGAUAUGCACAAGGAGUGAAUGAAGAUGAGAUUAUGCUUCCUUCUUUCCAUGACUAAAUUCUUCUAAAAGUUUUCUAAUUUGCACUAAUGUGUUAUGAGAAAUUAGUCACUUAAAAUGUCCCAGUGUCAGUAUUUACUCUGCUCCAAAGUAGAACUCUUAAAUACUUUUUCAGUUGUUUAGAUCUUAGGCAUGUGCUGGUAUCCACAGUUAAUUCCCUGCCAAAUGCCAUGUUUAUCACCCUAAUUAAUAGAAUGGAGGGGACUCCAAAGCUGGAACUGAAGUCCAAAUUGUUUGUACAGUAAUAUGUUUAAUGUUCAUUUUCUCUGUAUGAAUGUGAUUGGUAACUAGGAUAUGUAUAUUUUAAUAGAAUUUUUAACAAAACUUCUUAGAAAAUUAAAAUAGGCAUAUUACUAGGUGACAUGUCUACUUUUUAAUUUUUAAGAGCAUCCGGCCAAAUGCAAAAUUAGUACCUCAAAGUAAAAAUUGAACUGUAAACUCUAUCAGCAUUGUUUCAAAAUAGUCAUUUAGCACUGGGGAAAAAUAAACAAUGAGACAUGCUUACUUUUCAAUUUUUAUUUUAAUUUUUAUUUUUUUGAGACUGAGUCUCUCUCUGUUGCCCAGGCUGGAGUACAAUGGCGUGAUCUCGGCUCACUGCAAAUCUCCGCCUCCCAGGUUCAAGCGAUUCUCCUGCCUCAGCCUCCUGAGUAGCUGGGAUUACAGGCACCUGCCACCAUGCCCGGCUAAUUUUUGUAUUUUUAGUAGAGAUGGGGUUUCACCAUGUUGGCCAGGCUGGUCUCGAACUCGUGACCGCAGGUGAUCCUCCCACCUCGGCCUCCCAAAGUGCUGAGAUUACAGGCAUGAGCCACCGCGCCCGGCCUCUGCUUACUUUUUAUACAGCAAAAUGAUUCCUCUUGGCAAGAUGUUUCUUAUAUUAUUCCAAAGUUAUUUCAUACCAUUAUUAUGUAAAUAUGAAGAGUUUUUUUCUGUUUAUAAUUGCUUAUAAAACAAUGACUUUUAAAGAUUUAGUGCUUAACAUUUUCCCAAGUGUGGAAACAUUAUUUUUAGAUUGAGUAGGUACCUUGUAGCAGUGUGCUUUGUAUUUUCUGAUGUAUUACAUGACUGUUUCUUUUGUAAAGAGAAUCAACUAGGUAUUAAGACUGAUAAUUUUACAAUUUAUAUGCUUCACAUAGCAUGUCAACUUUCGACUAAGAAUUUUGUUUUACUUUUUUAACAUGUGUUAAACAGAGAAAGGGUCCAUGAAGGAAAGUGUAUGAGUUGCAUUUGUAAAAAUGAGGCUUUUUCAGUGGAACUCUAAACCUUGUGAUGACUACUAACAAAUUUAAGAUUAUGAGUGAUUAAGAAAACAUUGCUUUGUGGUUAUCACUUUAAGUUUUGACACCUAGAUUAUAUUCUUAGUAAUAGCAUCCACUGGAAAAGGUGAAAAUGUUUUAUUCAGCAUUUAACUUACAUUUGUACUUUAGAGUAUUUUUGUAUAAAAUCCAUAGAUUUAUUUUACAUUUAGAGUAUUUACACUAUGAUGAAGUUGUAAAUAAUUUUCUAAGACAGUUUUUAUAUAGUCUACAGUUGUCCUGAUUUCUUAUUGAAUUUGUUAGACUAGUUCUCUUGUCCUAUGAUCUGUGUACAAUUUUAGUCACUAAGACUUUCCUCCAAGAACUAAGCCAACUUGAUGUGAAAAGCACAGCUGUAUAUAAUGGUGAUGUCAUAAUAAAGUUGUUUUAUCUUUUAAGUAAAA
Molecule: messenger RNA, 6967 nt
Organism: Gorilla gorilla gorilla (western lowland gorilla)
Lineage: Eukaryota; Metazoa; Chordata; Mammalia; Primates; Hominidae
Gene: LY75
Product: lymphocyte antigen 75
Exons: 35
Coding region: 102-5270 (1722 amino acids)
Source: RefSeq, a predicted model, not a curated record